Molecule: messenger RNA, 5802 nt
Organism: Ornithodoros turicata
Lineage: Eukaryota; Metazoa; Arthropoda; Arachnida; Ixodida; Argasidae
Gene: pink
Exons: 22
Coding region: 373-4923 (1516 amino acids)
Biological process (GO): developmental pigmentation
Cellular component (GO): cytoplasm
Molecular function (GO): protein binding
Source: RefSeq, a predicted model, not a curated record
CUCCUCUACUUUACGGCGGGUGCGCAGCAGCAGAGCAGCAGCCGCCAGCCGCUGAGCGCUGUAGUUGUAGACUAUGGCGAGUGCAUAAAUGUCGUUUUGCCAUCUUCGUAUCUUGCGUUCUGCAAUGCUGUGCUUUUGACAGUCUUUGCGAGUUGACACAUGCGACUUAGUCAACGAUUUUCAAAAGGGUUUCACCACGGUCCGUCGAUACGGACCGUACUUUCACGUUGCAAGUGACGUCCUCAUAUGAGUUGAUUGGAAAUAGCAGUCUGUGCAUGCUAAUGCCGAGGAAACCUCUACAGAGCCAUGUCCACAUGCGAAACCCAUGAAAACUGCCGCCAUGCUCGACAGCCCCAGAUGCGAGUCUAGCACAUGGCACAUGAGGAAUCCACUCGGCCACAAUGUCAUGUGUUGGCCGAACUACAGUCCCUCCAAGGAAUAUAUACCCCCUUAAAAGAUACCACCAGAGUGAAGUACUUGUGCUUUGAUGUAUCUAAGCGGUACCUUGCGUUCGGAGUAACCAGUGGAGAUAUUUUCCUCUUUCUACGGGAGUCUCUGUCCUUCAUCUGCACAGUUACUAACAAGGAGGGCUCAGUUGUGCAAGUUGCUUUUGGACCAGAUGACAGCAUCAUUGGAAUUGCAACCAGCCGUGGCCAUGUUCUGGUCAUGGAGCACAACGCGGAACGUCUGUCUGUACAAGCCCAGCGUCUGCAAUUAUCUUACGAGCACAAGGGGACAGCAAUCACCUGUCUCCAGUGGAAUGGUACUGGUAGCCGUCUUUUUGUGGGAGACAGCCAAGGAAAGGUCUCUGUCCUUAACAUCACUGUAUCCAAGACCAAAAGCCUGUUUCAGCCACCUCCGAACACACUAAUGCGACUGGAUUCCAAGAUAGUUCAACUAGACUUCGCUCAGGACAGACUACUGGCUUCUACCCUGACUCGGUGUUACCUUGGCGACACCCUAAGGGAAAAAUUUGCCCAAGUUGGAAAGAAAUUGCGAGACGGAGAAUUUGGAUGCUGCUUCCUAUCUCGUGCCAAGUCUCAGGAACCAGCCAGCAUUUAUGUAGCCAGGCCGGGUUGUCGGCUUUGGGAGGCUGAUCUCCGAGGCAGCGUGUUGAAGACUCAUCAGUUCAAAGAUUCCCUUUCAUUUCCACCUGCCAAAUGUGUAUCUUACAGACACGACUACCAGUUGAGCGAAGGUGGUUUGUCUGCAGAUCCACAAGGUGCUGCGUUCAGACGACUGCUCUGCCUGUCUUCUAGUGAAAAAGCACCUGUUAUAUUAUCCUGGAGUGCCAAUGGAAUUUACAUAAUUGACCCACGAAAAGAGGAAAUGAUUCUUUGGACUGACGAUUUUAAGGAUAUUAUAGACAUAAAACUGUUUCAUAACCGGAUCUACAUUCAUCUGGCAAAUAACCAAUUUCACGUGUGCUCUCUGCUCUCCCUGGAGAAUGCAGUUACUUCUCUCUUCCAAUGGCACCACUUUAGCCAGUGUGCCCAGUUCUUGCUCGCAAACCAUCAUUGCAUCAGUAAAAACUCAUUCCAACAAAAAAUUCCCGCUGGACUCAUUUUGGACCUGAUGGACGGCUUGACUAACGAGGGAAGACCACUACUCUCAUCGAGAAUAGCAAAACUUGCUCAGGAGAAGUACGACGUAGACCUUGGCAAGCGGCCACCUAAAGGCAAGGCAAUACCGCGAUUAGCAGGAUCACCUCGUCACGUUCGGUGCCAUUCGAGUGAACGAGUGGCGAACCCCAAGUUAUCGCCUCGGAUUCCACGCCGUGGCAGUGAUCCUUCUUGCUGGACCAACAAGACGAGUGAAAUUCAUUCCACGACAUCAUCCAGCUCGACUACCCUCCAAGUUGCCUCGAAAGCUCCUUAUGAUAACGGAUUGUCAGAACCGACAAAGAAGUUGGAUACCUUAGAUUCUGGGAAGCCAAACACCGACCUGCCAUCUCAACCUGAGAACCUCAACCAAAAAGUGAUGAAUCUCGUCCACUUGAGCAGUAAUAAUGUGGCACCAGAGAUGAGUGGCAAAAGCCCAAAUGGGCAGAUGAAACCUAGUUGUUCAGCCAACGGCAAAUGUAGUAUCGCUUCCAGGACCCUUGCAGCUAUUCCGGCCUCGCCACUGGAGUCACCAUUAAGUCCAUUAGACGGUGUAGAUCCGGACGUUUUGUCCAGCAUCUAUGCCGAACAAGACGUUGGCUACGAAAGUGUGUACCAGUACCUGAACCUGGGACUUUACGGCGCGGGAGUUAUGCCCAGUGCAUUUUCUGUUCGUCCAUCAGAGCUCAUGCAACUUGCCAAUGUUGCUGACCUGUCAAAGAUUAAAGAAACCCUUUCAUCCAAAUACCUCAGUAGCAAAGAAAACCUCUUGAAGAAUUUGCGGGGCUUUGAGUCAAGGAUAAAAUAUUUUGGAGUGGAAACUGGGGUGGACGUUGUGAGUCCUGGAUCUCCUGUGGCAACUGUGGAAGAGAGCUGCAUUGGUAGGACAUUCCUUGAAGAGCCAGAGAAAAUGGUGACACCACAGGAUGACUUGUGGUUGUUCCUUCCACCACUAGGGGCCAAUUUAACUGAGGCCACAUUGAAAGCAAGUGAGACCCUGUCCAACCCACAGGUUCUCUUCAGUAUGCCACAGCUUUCCCAGGUACUCAACGAAUGGGUCACCGUACUACAUUCCUCGCAUUUAGAUGUCCUCACUCACGUUUACGGGUCUACGGAUCCCUCUAAGCUUCUGGACUCCUGUUUCCCAACAAGACCCCAGCCUGCGGACUCUACGCAACACAGCCUUGCACUCCAGGUCGUCCAGCCUGUCUUCACGUCUGACCCAUUUUACCUCUCCCGAGAAGUCAAGACGAAAGCUAAACAACUGGCCAUGCUCUGUUUUCAAAUGGAUCUACUCGGUGACAUGCAAGCAAUUGAGCAGGCCAUUACACAACACAAAGAUAGCCAGAAUAGAGUUGGAGAAGCCCCGACAGAAAGGAAUCUCUUAGAGUGCAGCAGUUCAAACUCCUUUGAAAGUGAAGACACUUCAACUCGGUGUGAUCUCAGCUUAUCAAUGCGGUCUUCUCCUUCGGAAAAACAGUACCUUUCCGGGGUGCCGACUCUGGACUCGUGCAGUGAGUCAACCAUGUUCCAAAGCACAUCGUCUUCGCUCGGCUGUGCGACCAUCGGUUUGGACUUCGGUCUGGACAACACUGUUGGGAAGGAAUGUGGACAGACAUCCGUAGGUCAGAAGUAUGGAGUCGUGUGCAGUGAAGCUUAUGACACUUCUGGGGCAAAGUUACUUUCUAGUCAGUGUUCUGAGGAUGAUUUGCCACGACGUGGAAGCCAAGGAACGAAUGAAGAAGAGGUUGAGCUGCCGAUAGUUGCUGUGAAUUUUGUCGAGCCAGAUGAGGGCGCCGGUGAGGCGUGUAAAUUUAUUGCUACCAAAGAACCAGGAACUCAAAAUCGGCCAAGAAGGUUAUCUCUCCAGAGUGACCUGAGCAUGACAUCUCAGAGUGAUGUGACUUCACUCUCUUGGAUGCCCAUGGUACAGAACGCAGCCAUAAAAUUGCAGAGCCCAUCUUCAAAGGCAGUUGAUACAAAGAUGUCCUGUUUCAUCCGCAAUUACUUUUAUCUCUUGGAUGUGGAGACUGUCUGGGAGAUUGUACAGGCAACCAGGGAACCAUGUUAUCAAAGCUGGAGUGCCGCAGUGGCAGGUCUUUGUAAGCAAGCCAUGAAGAAGUUUCUUGAAUGUGGUGUUGGGAGCGACUGGAUAGUCACCGAAUUGGAGAAGGUGGUGGAACAGCCUGCACAGAUGCUGGGUUACCUAGCUUUCCUCCAUCAGCAAGACCCAGACAGUGUGGAGGAUAUGCUGCUGAAGAGGGUCCAUUCACUAACUGCGAGGGAUAUUCUCUACUUCUCAAGAUACAUUAAUGCUCAUCCAUCAUUAUUCAUCAAGGCUAUGCACAGAGCUUUCAUCGCUUUUCCAUUGCCACAAAUGUUGUCCUCUGUGAGGAAAUACCUGGAGAACAAUGAAGUACGAUGGGAGUGGGUGAAUCACUCGCUUGAGUCUUGUGACCUGCAGUGCCUAAAGUGUCCCUGUGGUGCUCCAAGGACCUGGUCCCACAGAGUGAGCUGGCCAGACUAUUUGUACGCCGUCCUGCUCAAUGACCAAUGGGUGUCCAUUCAAAGCAUGCAAGUGUGUCAGUUAUACGGGUUUUGGCCAGGAUACCUAUACUCUCUAAAGCAUUUGGGCUUCCGCUUGGAGCAUCUAAUCACAAUCAUACAACUAGGGGAUGUUGAAUUGCUGAGCAGCAGCCAUCAGUAUGGCCUACUGCCAGAGAGCGAGGAAGAAUGGAAGCUAGCAUUUGAGCUGGUGCAAAAGCAACAAAAAGCCUCCAACCACUCGCCAACCUGCCUAUUUUGUGAUCAAGUUCUGGACAGCAGCGAGACCCUUGUCACGGUGGAAAACUUGGCGCGGAGGAUGCUAGACUCUUUGGGCCUGGCUUCUGAGAUUCUGGAUUGUCUUCCCAAGGGAUCUCUGAGCCCACACUUCUUUUUCUCCAGCACUUUGAUAACCAUCAUUGGACAGCAACAGCAGGCCUUGAAUCACCGCAUUCUGUCUCGGCUAGAAAGCUACCUGUGGUCUCGGAGGCCCGUCUGUGUUCCUCCGCAGAUUGUGGAUGUCUUGGAAAGGGAGAAGCAAGGUUUGGCCAGCAUGGAGGACCUGACAGACGUCCAGGUACAUCACCUGUAUGGUGAAGAAGCAGACGGCCAUUGGGGUCGUACAACCACACUGUUGUCAAGUUGCGCUUCCUGCAGACAGUUGCUCUUCACCUCGUGUAAUGCUGUUGUCGUCCGUCAAUGCGGGCACACCUUUCAUGACUGCUGCCUGCUCGGCGACUUCUGCGUAGUAUGUUUGGAAGCACAGGGAACUGGGUGAGGGAUCCAUGACGCCUAACGCUGCCGUCCCAUUGUUAUCGGGUGUAGUUGCCAUGAUUCUUAUGUAAGAUAGGGAACAGUUUGUUUGUUAGUAGCCAAAGCUUUUAAUGUGCCAUACUUAUUCAGUUCUCCAUGCAAGGUAGAGUGCAGCCAUGUGAUACCCGCAGCUUCGUGUACGUUUGCACGACUCUAAGCAGUGGUGAUAAAAUGUAGUUCUACAUACAAUUCUGCAUGUGUAGAAGGACAACCUUUAUUUCUCUCUACCUAGAAUGUGAUCACCGUUCUAUGUCAAACUUCCGGAUUUUAAGUUGCAGACAUUGAAAACCUGACAUUCUAGGUACAAGUAUGUCGACGUGCCCUGCCAAGUACCUUGUGAGUCUAGUGAAAUGGUAAAGGAUUAUCCUAAGAGCAAUGUCUUUUUUUCUUUUUGUCCUAUGGUGCAUCUUGGGGAUGUCUCCAUCCUACUCUCAUUAUUUCAUACUCAACGAUACGAAAGUUACAAAAUUUUUGUAACGUUUGUGAAUAAUCGCUGCACGUUAUGGGGAUAUUAUAAACACACUGAAAGAGUGAACGGAGCUGGUACUUUAAUGGUUUGUUAACACAGUCUUUUUUGUGGCACCUAGUUUAUCGGGAGGCAUAUUAUCGUGCCCAGUGCUUGGAACUUGUUGGUGAAGAGUUCGUCAAAGCUCUAUUUUAGCAAUAUCAAUAACAUCGCAUCAUGACUCAUCUGCCUGGGUAAACAGAGACUUGCUCAUUUCAUGGUUUAUGUGUUAUGUUGUUUGCUCUGCGAGUUCAUGACAGUCAUCCUUCAGUUGGACCUUGUUGAAUGGGAUAAGGUUAUAUUGGUCCGGAUAAAAUGUAAUAAAAAUAACAAGUUUUA